This is a messenger RNA of Phlebotomus papatasi, 4377 nucleotides long. RefSeq lists its product as uncharacterized. Lineage: Eukaryota; Metazoa; Arthropoda; Insecta; Diptera; Psychodidae. The record is from RefSeq and is a predicted model, not a curated record. The transcript has 7 exons. Bases 327 to 4292 code for a protein of 1321 amino acids.
GGUAUGUUGUCAAAGAAUUUUCUUUGCUCGCUGUUUUUUAAUGUUGAUUCUCCUCCAAUUAGUGAAUUUUCCGUGAUAAUUUUGACUGUGGUGCACGUGUGAAGUGAAACAGAUUGUGAGAAAAGGUGUGUUGUUUGAGAAAAUGAUUGUGCAGAACAGGUGCCGGGAGUGCUGUGAAAAUACCUUGGCAAUUUACGGAAAUGCUAAGUAAUACGUCGAGAAACAAAAUGGUGUUUCCAUUGUACAUUAUUUGAGGGGAAAGAAUCAAUAGUGUUGUGUGAAUAAUUGAGAGAUAGAGAUAGGAGGGACUUAGAGAGUGUGUAGACAUGUUUCCGCAAAUACAAUGUCCUGUGUGCAAGCUCUUCCUGCUCCAGGGGAUGACCCUGGAUUCUCAUUUAGACACUCACCCAAAGGACAGUGUCAUAUCUGCCCUUGUCUCAUUGACCCUGGGCAAUGGUGGUACUCCUGGUGGUGCCCAGGCAUCCCUCAUUGGUAUGCCCCAGGGAUCUAUGGGAGUGCCCCAGAACAAUCUCACGAUUGUCAACAGUCAAAGUACUCAGUUGAUUCGCCGGACUACAAUGCAGCAACCUAUAAAUACCUCAAAUCAGCCCUAUACUCUGGUACCAGCUCAGAUGAUCUCUGGUCCAGCCACAACAACCUGGCCCUACUGUCUCCUCCCACCCAAAUCAAAUUGUAAAUAUGAUAAUGAGCCUUAUAUGGCCACAGGGCAUUCUGCCAAUGAGAGCCUCUACUCUGAGGGUCAAUCUGAACCCAUGGCUGAGGCUGAGUGGGAUUAUUACGAAGGUGAGGGACAAGAAAGUGCAAUACAGACAAAUCAGGAGGAUUCUGAGGUUCAGGAUGGGGAAAAUGCGUAUCCGGAAGAUUGUAAGGAUGAUGAGCAGAUUGUAGAGCCACCGAAGGAGGAGUCACAUGAUGAAGAUGUGGCUGACGAGGUGCAAGAGAUAAAGACUGAUCAGCCCAAAGCACGCCGACGUUUUAGGGUGCUCAGUUCGGUCACACUUUCUCCUGAGAGCACUCUGAAAAUGCAAGAUAUUAUCUAUCACCAGUCAACGGUCAAAGAAUCCACCAGUACUUUAAGUAAUUGUCCAGAGAAUUUAUUGGGAAGCUCUAAGAAGGUGUCGGAUGAUGACACAAAACUAACAGAGUGUUUGACAGCUGCCAAGACCAGUGUUAUUCGGAUGGUGACUUCAGCAUCUGUGCCACUUCCGUUGCCAUCAUACAUAAAUCUAGAGAAAAAACCGAAAGUGGAAGUGAAAGAGGAGAAGCAGGAGCAGGAGGAGGAGGAGCACGAGGAGCAGGAGAAGAAGAAGGAAGAGGAGACAAAGGAAUCAGAAACACUGCCAGCCAGAUCAUCAAAUUUUCCCACUACAAGUCCCAGGAAAUUCCUCAGUAAAACACCAAAGAAAUUGGUUGUUAAAUUCAAGAAUCCCAUUGUCAUCCAUGAUACACCUGAUGAGGUUAAAAUUGAACCUCCGUGUGAGGUGGAGAUCAAUAAGGUUGCAGUGGGAGAGCCAUCGACAUCGGCAGAAGGGCAAAAGGCAGGAGAUGAGGAAGGUGCCAAGGAAGGGGAGAAGCCUGAACUAUUAGCUGAUAUCAAGGAAGAGAAAGAGGAGGCUUCCAAAGUCAAAGAUGAGGAUUGUCAGAAAAUUGAAGAUACACCUAAUCAGGAUGAUUUUAAAGUGCAAGAAAUCAAAGCGGAAGAAGUUGCAAUGGAAGAUGAAAAACAAAAUCCAGUGAUAACAGUGGAGGAUGAUAAGGGUGAGGUAGAAAAAGUCCCAGAAGCCACUGCAGCCGAAAAAGAAGUGAAGAAAGAUGAGGAGGAAUAUCCACAGGAAUCAAGUAGUGUGGUGAAGCCAAUCUUUACAAUUCAAGUGGAAAUGUCCCCUGAGCCUACUAAGAUGGAAAUUGAUCCUGAGACAAGACCACCACCAGAGGUGCCCACAUCCAAACCACAAGUGUUCACAAUUAAAGAGGAGGAUGGGGAUAAAAAGGAAGAGAAAGUUUUUCCAUCAUCUUCCUCCUCUUCGUCUUCCUCUUCCUCGGCAUCAUCAUCAGCUGGCACUUCAGCUUCUUCCUCCUCAUCAGCGUCAUCGUCAGCUGGAACAUCGUCCAAUCAGGCAGAAUUCACAGCUCCCAAUUCCCAGGGAUUCUUCGAGGAAGCCGCUGGACCCAGUAGAUUUGACUAUGGCUUCACGGAAUUCCUGGGAUACAAUGAGAGUGAAGGUGAUAUAUUUUCCAAUGAUCGUUCUGUUCGCUUCUCACCCAUGGCCAUCAUGAAUGAAGAUCUGUCCUGGGAACAGUAUACACAGUUGGAGAGUAAUCAGAAUUCCUAUGUGGAUCUCGAUACGUGUCGAACGCAUUCGAUGGGCGUUAGUCGAGCCCCAUCGGCUGAUAGCCUCAAUAUCAGGACAGAUGAGAAGAUGCCGGCCAAAGGAGAAAUUUCUGAGCAGGAGAGCAAUGGAGAUAUUGAUGGUCUUUGGAAUAUUCCGGUUUAUCCCAACUGCGAUGCCGCACCGAGAUUCUCCAGUUCAUAUGACAUGUCCGUGGCCAGGGAAAGCUGGAGCCUGAGCAGUGAUCAGAAUAAUCAGCAGGAUGCCUCACACAUUGCCACCCAUAUUAUUCCAAAAUUCACUUCUUUGGCUGCGCAGAAUGGGGAGGAUCAGAAAACACUGGUUCCUACCCUGGCAGAUCUGGACAGUUCAUCUAGUUUCAAGAAGAAUGCCGAGGAGAAAAAAAAGCCUUUCGUGAGAGUACUAAAAUAUCCCUGUUCGAUAUGUUCACGUUCUUUUAGGCUCUACCGUCAGAGAAAGUAUCACAUGUUCAAUGAUCAUCAGGAAUUUCUUGCAUCUGAGAGGAGAAAUAAACAAUUCAGAACAAAAGUUCAAACCGACCCAUCUGCUGCAACAUCAACGACAACGUCAGGAGCAAGCUUGAGUCAGUCGGAGGAUGAUAAGGCCACCAGUUAUCCCACCUCGACCUUCUUCAUUGACUUCAAUAUCAAACAGAUGAAAGACAAGACAACAAUCACGAGUGAACUGCAGGAUCUCGUGACGGCAUUCAAUACGAAACGUUUGUACUUCUGCAUGAUGUGCAAGGGGCAGUACUCAAAGAUCAGGGACUACGAUAAGCAUCUGUCCAUCCAUCCGGCUGAGUGUUAUUCGUGUGGGAAAAUGUUUAAGAGCUGGAAGACACUGCUAAAUCACCUGAAGCGCCAUUUGGGCAUGAUUGAGUACAUUUGUCGUCUGUGCGACAAGCAAUUCUCCAGUCGACAGAGUCUGACGGAGCACGAGAGGAUGCAUACGGGAGAGACACCGAUAAAGUGUAACAUGUGUCCACGGACAUUCCGUCGGCAAUCGAAUUUGUUGCAGCACAAGAAUAACCAUCAUAUGAAAAUUCGGCCACGUGUGAAGGAUUAUCUGUGUCACUGUGGUGAGGUAUUUCAUACAAAAGCGAAAUUUCUUUGGCACAAGGAGACACACGAGAAGAUACCCAAGGGUUGUCCGUUCUGUCGGGAGCGUUUUAUCCAUCGUAACAGUCUUUCACGGCACAUCCGAUUGGCACAUGCUGAGAAGUAUAUUGAGUUGAAUAAGGAAACUGUGACGUGUCAUAUUUGUGAGAAGCACUACCUGAAGACCAGCAUAAAGACGCACAUGUUGAUUCACACAGAACAGGUGAACUUUGAGUGUAGUAUCUGCAAUAAGUCCUUCAGCACCAAGUGGAACCUCAAGAUGCACAAAUGGAUUCAUGCAAGUCGCACAGCCAUGCCCUUCAAGUGCUCCAUAUGUCCCAAGGCAUUUAUACGCCAGAGUGAUCUUCAGGAUCAUAUCAAUCGUCACAAGUCCAUCAAACCCUUCACCUGUGACUACUGUGGAUGCCAAUUUGGGCGGAAGUACAAUUGGUUGCGUCAUACACGUGAGCACAUUACCGAGAAGCAGCAUACGUGCAACAUUUGUGGAAAAUCCUUCCACAGGGCCUACUAUCUGAAGGAACAUUCACGCUCUCAUACCAACGAACGGCCCUAUGAGUGCAUCAUUUGCGGAAAGACUUCGGCCACAAAGACAAAUCACAAUAAACAUGUUAAGAUUCAUCAUGCGAGGGAUCCGUUGACAGCUGAGGGACACCCACAACGUGUCGCAAGGUGUAGUUAUCACAUCGAGAUCUUUCUAACGAAAUUUUGUCAAAACGAGUUUUAUUACAAAUUUGACAAAAUUUUUCAUAUUUUACAUGGAAAAACUUCAAAUUUUUGUCGCAUAGUGAAUCGUGAUCUUUAAACACGAUUAUAUCCCCCAAUUAACUUUUUAGAUAUAAAAAUCAUCGUAAAAAAAAGAAGAAAUAAGAAAACUAUUGUGAAAUAAA